Molecule: messenger RNA, 742 nt
Organism: Setaria italica (foxtail millet)
Lineage: Eukaryota; Viridiplantae; Streptophyta; Magnoliopsida; Poales; Poaceae
Product: 40S ribosomal protein S12
Exons: 5
Coding region: 156-578 (140 amino acids)
Biological process (GO): translation
Cellular component (GO): cytosolic small ribosomal subunit; ribosome
Molecular function (GO): structural constituent of ribosome
Source: RefSeq, a predicted model, not a curated record
GUUGGCCCAGAAGGCCCGACUGAAAUAUAAGUCUACCACGUCCCAGCCGUCACCUCCCAUCCCAUCGCGAAAACCCUAGCAGCUCGGCGCCGCCUCCGCUCUCCAACCCCUCAGGUAUUUCCUUCGCAGUCGGCCAGGUCCUCGGAGCGCGGGAGAUGGCGGAUCAGGAGACUCCAGUUGCAGUUGAGGCACCUACCCCAGUUCUUGGGGAGCCGAUGGACUUGAUGACUGCUCUGCAGCUCGUCAUGAAGAAAUCAGGUGCCCAUGAUGGCCUCGUAAAGGGUCUUCGUGAGGCGGCCAAGGCCAUCGAGAAGCAUGUUGCCCAGCUGUGCGUGCUUGCCGAGGACUGUGACCAGCCUGAUUAUGUCAAGCUGGUGAAGGCACUCUGUGCUGAGCACAAUGUUCACCUGGUUACUGUGCCUAGUGCUAAAACUCUUGGCGAGUGGGCAGGGCUUUGCAAGAUUGACUCUGAGGGCAAGGCAAGGAAGGUUGUAGGCUGCUCCUGUGUUGUCGUCAAGGACUAUGGCGAAGAAUCUGAGGGCCUUAACAUAGUGCAGGAGUACGUCAAGUCGCACUAGAUGCAGUGUGUUUCAGCAUCUACAUUUUAGACCUGAGUUUAGAACAAUUUUAAGUGCGAGCCAAAGAUUGAUGUGAACGAUCCAGAUAUCUCUUGCUUUAAGCGCUGUGUCAUCUGCUUUCAAUACAAAUCAUCAAGGGCUGGUAUUCUUGCUUGUUUGUUGUU